Molecule: messenger RNA, 2589 nt
Organism: Oppia nitens
Lineage: Eukaryota; Metazoa; Arthropoda; Arachnida; Sarcoptiformes; Oppiidae
Gene: Gp93
Product: endoplasmin-like
Exons: 4
Coding region: 134-2551 (805 amino acids)
Biological process (GO): protein folding
Molecular function (GO): ATP binding; ATP hydrolysis activity; ATP-dependent protein folding chaperone
Source: RefSeq, a predicted model, not a curated record
UACAUACAUUGUGUGUGAGAGAGAGAGGAGUAUAUAUAAAGUAUUCAUUGAAUACUAGUGUUAAUUGUCAUCACUUUUUGUUGUAUACAUGACUAGCGUUUAGCCGGUAUUUAGACUAUUUGUGGUCACAAUUAUGGGAUCAAUUGGACACAAGACACUAGUUUUCUUGUUAAUAGUAUCAUCACUAAUAGGCAUAAGUUUGGCCAACGAUGAUGUCGAGGGCGAAUCAAUUGGUGUGACAGUUGAUCAAGACUUGGGUGCCCAACGAGAAGGUUCGCGAACUGACGAUGAAGUAGUAGCCCGUGAAGAAGAGGCCAUCAAAUUGGAUGGUCUGUCCGUAUCGCAGAUGAAACAGAUGCGCGAAUCGGCCGAAAAGUUUGUCUUUCAGGCCGAAGUCAAUCGUAUGAUGAAAUUGAUUAUCAAUUCAUUGUAUCGAAACAAAGAGAUAUUCUUACGUGAAUUGAUAUCCAAUGCUUCCGAUGCUUUGGAUAAAAUCCGUUUGUUGUCGUUGACCGACAAGAGUGCACUGGACUCGACACCGGAGCUAACAAUUAGGAUCAAAGCCGACAAAGAUAACAAUAUGUUGCACAUUACCGACACCGGUAUCGGUAUGUCCAAGCAAGAGCUGAUCAACAAUUUGGGAACAAUAGCCAAAUCGGGUACAUCCGAGUUCUUCAAAAAGAUGACCGAAACAAAAGAUUCGGGCGAAAUGUCCGAUUUGAUUGGCCAGUUUGGUGUCGGAUUUUAUUCGGCAUUUUUAGUAGCCGACAAAGUGGUGGUAACAUCGAAGAAUAACGAAGAUCCUGUACAACAUAUCUGGGAAUCAGAUUCAGCCGAGUUUACCAUUAGUGACGAUCCGCGCGGCGAUACUCUGCUGAGAGGAACAACCAUAUCGUUGGCACUGAAAGACGAGGCCAAAGAUUUCCUACAAGAAGACACUCUAAGAAAUUUGAUUCGCAAAUACAGUCAGUUUAUUAAUUUCAAAAUCUAUUUGUGGUCGAGUAAGACGGAGUCGAUAGAAGAACCAAUUGAUGACGAUUUGGAUUCGGAUCAGACAACCGAAUCGAAAACAACAACUACUGCUGCAGACGAAGAUGGAGAUGUCAAAGUUGAAGAUGAAAAGGAGGAGAAAAAGCCAAAAACCAAAAAAAUCGACAAAACUGUCUGGGAUUGGGAACUGCUGAACAGUUCGAAACCAAUUUGGACCCGAAAACCAAAUGAAAUAACUGAUGAAGAAUAUAAUGAAUUUUAUAAAUCAAUUACCAAAGAUUCCGGCGAACCACUGGCCAAAACACAUUUCAUUGCCGAAGGAGAAGUAACAUUCAAAUCCCUGCUGUUUGUACCCAAAUCGCAACAAUCGGAUACAUUCAACAAAUACGGUACAAAAACCGAUAACAUUAAACUGUAUGUCCGUCGGGUAUUCAUCACGGAUGACAUGCAAGAUAUUAUACCCAAUUAUUUGAGUUUUAUUCGUGGCGUUGUCGACAGCGACGAUCUACCAUUGAACGUCUCCCGCGAGAACCUCCAACAACACAAACUAUUGAAAGUCAUACGAAAGAAGUUGGUCCGCAAAACGUUGGAUAUGUUGAAAAAGUUAUCGGACGAAGACUACGAAAAGUUUUGGAAAGAGUACUCGACUAAUAUCAAACUCGGUGUCAUCGAAGACACUACCAAUCGGGUUCGAUUGGCCAAACUUUUGCGAUUCAAUUCAUCGACAGUAGGAUCAGCUAAGCUGACAUCGCUGGCCGACUAUGUGCGCCGUAUGAAAGACAAACAAGACAUGAUCUACUAUAUGGCCGGUACAUCCUAUGAGGAGGUUUCCAGUUCGCCGUUUGUCGAACGACUACUGAAAAAAGGCUACGAAGUACUCUAUCUGACCGAUGCUGUCGACGAAUAUGCCAUCUCUGCUCUGCCAGAGUUUGAGUCGAAGAAAUUCCAAAAUGUAGCCAAAGAUGGCCUAAAACUGACUGAUAACGAACGAUCCAAAGAAAAACAGGAAGCCCUGGAAAAAGAAUUGGAACCAUUGACCAAAUGGCUGACCGAGGAUGUACUUAAAGACAAGAUUGCCAAAGCACUGGUAUCACAGCGUUUGCAUGACUCGCCCUGCGCACUGGUAGCCUCUCAAUUCGGUUGGACCGGUAAUAUGGAACGAUUGGCCCGAAGUAAUGCCCACUCGAAAUCGCAGGACACUAUGCGUGACUUUUAUUUAAGCCAAAAGAAGACACUCGAAGUGAAUCCCAGACAUCCGCUCAUCAAAGAACUGUUGCGCCGUAUAGAAGCCGACAAACAGGAUCCGACCGCCACCAAUAUGGCACUAUUGAUGUACGAAACGGCAACACUGAGGUCAGGGUUUAUGUUGGCCGAUACGUCGUCUUUUGCACAACGAGUCGAGACACUAUUGCGUAAGACUUUGGGCGUCGACGAGUCGGCACAGGUCGAUGAGGACGAUGACGAUGAAGGCGAUGACAAUAAUGGCAAUAAAGGCAGUGAUAAUAUCGAGACAUUAGAUGCCGAACAAGAGCUGACACAUGAAGAGCACGAAGAACUUUAAUAAUUAAUUUAAUAUUUUUUUUAAUUAUUAAUAAUUAG